AUGUGGAAGUCAGGUCUAUCGAUUCUGAUACCAGUCAUGUUCCUCAUGUCGAUACUUUCUUUAAGCAUGUUCGAACUCAAAACGAUGACUUCUUUCAACGUGCAUCACCUGACCGAACACAAACCGUUGCUCGAUCCAAGGGACUUCGGUCUUCCAAGGGAAGGUCUCUCUGUUAACGGCAUUGCCUUCGGUUGGGUUCCCGACGACAAGAUAGGUUCGUCUAUGAGCCUGGUGAAUGAAAGAGUUGGUGCACCAGGUAGCACCAUGGGAAUCUAUUCUCAAGUGACAUCUGCGGACGAGUUUGAUGAUUACCAAUUUACGGAACCAAGCCGAUUACGCGACAUAAUAUCUUCAAAAGCUGUUUUGAUAGCCACCAUUAUGCCUCUCAUUCCUUUUGAAACUUUUACGCCCGCUCUCUGUGCCCAAAUCGCCUCGAGUAUGAGAAAGCUCACAGACGAAGGAGUUUUUGUGUGGUUACGUUUUGCUCAUGAAAUGAAUUGGUAUUCUCGAGAUGGAGAUGGACCCGCUCUUCACGGCGGUAACCCCAAUCUCAAGAACACCUACACCGGCACUCCUGUUCAAUUCAUUCAGAUGUGGAACAUACUCUCCGAGGCGGUCAAAGACAAUUUGAUGGUCAAGAUGUUUUGGUCUCCGAACAGCGGCCAAGAUAAAGAUCAGUGGUUCCCUGGGCCUGCCGUUGUUGAUAUUAUAGGCAUGGACUUUUACCCGAAAGACCGCAGCAGGACGCCUGAGAAGGUUUACAAGCCUAUCCAUGACAACUAUGCGCUGAAGUAUAAUCUUCCCUUCGUCAUAGGCGAGACUGGAGUUAAAGGGUCUUCGAGCUCGGAAUUCAAGAUGUGGUGGUUGAGUGGGGUGGUUGAUAGCAGGCUUAAGUCUGCUCUUCCAAAUUACAUGUCAUGUUCUUGGUUCGAAUUCGACAAAACAGACGACCCCGAAGGCUAUGACUACACAAUUGUGUUGAAAGACGGCGCGCUGUUAAAUAGAACGAAGAGUAUCUUAAUUCCUCGGUAA
Messenger RNA from Mollisia scopiformis, 1032 nucleotides. Its product is annotated as glycoside hydrolase. NCBI's taxonomy places the organism in Eukaryota, Fungi, Ascomycota, Leotiomycetes, Helotiales, Mollisiaceae. Gene Ontology annotation, biological process: substituted mannan metabolic process. Bases 1 to 1032 code for a protein of 343 amino acids. The record is from RefSeq and is a predicted model, not a curated record. The transcript has 2 exons. Gene Ontology annotation, molecular function: mannan endo-1,4-beta-mannosidase activity.